UCUCUGUCUACUCAGGUCUCACUCAAAAAAGUUUUCAGAUUUCUAGUUUAACUAAAAUCAUUCUCUUUUCCUGCAUUUGCUAGCAACUUAACAGAAAAUUUGAUGAUUGUUUGUUAUUUGUUAUUUACUUUUUGUUUGCUCUUUUUGAUGAUCCUGUAAUAUUUUAGAGAUCUUUUCUGCUCAAAAGUUGUAGUCUUUCUUUGGCGUUUUCUCAGUAACCAAACAUGGUUUAAUCCUGUUUAUGUUUUUUUUUUUCUUUGUAUGAUAAAUACGUAAUUUUUACAUGAUUAUGUUUUUGACAAAAAAAAAAAUCAUUCCUUUCGUCUUUUUCCUGCUUUUCCGAUUUGCUUUAUCUCUUCUCGGAUUUCUCUCUAGUGGGAAAGCAACAGUUUCGUACAAAUUUCAUUAUUGCUUUUUACCCUCCGUCUCUCUCUCUCUCUCUCCGAAACAGUUCGUUGACCGAACUCUAUGAUCUGUUUUGUUACUGGGAAAGCGGAUAAAAAAAAGAAAAGAAAAAUAUUCUACAUAACAUUCCAAGCUGUCAAGAGUAUGUCUUUCUGGGUUUCUUAAGAUUCCUGUACCGUGUCUUUGUGAGCAACCUUAUCAAAUUGGGUUUCUCUGAGUUUGUUUUGUUCGUGCUACUGGUUUCUAGUUAAGCUGAGGAGAAGCUGGUUUUGCUAUCGAACCACGGAAUACAUUUGACCAAGAUAAAAUGACCUCAUUUUUCUAUAUGGACUUGUAAAGUGGCUUGUGGUUUGAUGUGUUGGAAUCUUUGGUAUUUGGAUAGUCUAUUGCUCGGUUGACCAUUUGAGCAAACUCAGAAUUUCAUGUGAGAUCUGUUUGGCUAAAGGAGGAAUUUUAUCCUUUACUACGUCAGAUGUCUUCUUUGUGGAGCUGAGCAGAUGGGGGCUUGCGUUUCGACUAGUAGUCGGAGUACUCGUAGUAGCAGGAGCAAUGGAGAGACAGUUGCUCACUCAUUCUUGGGGAUUGGAUUUUGUGGGCAAAAGAGAACGAAGAAGACGUUCUCAGACCAUGUAUAUACUCUCCAGAAUUUACACUCCAUUCCCAACCGCAUUUUUACUAAUGGAAAGAGCCGAGCUUCUUGCAUAUUCACACAGCAGGGUCGCAAAGGCAUAAACCAGGAUGCUAUGGUUGUGUGGGAAGAUUUCAUGUCAGAAGAUGCGAUAUUUUGUGGCGUGUUUGACGGCCAUGGUCCACAUGGUCAUCUUGUUGCACGCAAAGUGAGGGAUGCAUUGCCAGUAAAGCUGCUAUCCUUCUUGCAUUCUUAUCAAUCAAGGUUAAAUGGGUCCAGUAAAACAUGUUUCAAAGGGAACCUAAAGAGAUCAGAUGGUGGAGAUUCUGAGAAGGAUGCUUCAGCUGAGGAAAAAUUAAAUGUAACAUGGAGAGAGGCUUUCCUGAAGUCAUACAAGGCCAUGGACAAGGAGCUGAGGUCCCAUCCUAAUUUGGAUUGCUUCUGCAGUGGUAGCACUGCUGUCACUCUAGUCAAACAGGGGUCAAAUCUUUUCAUGGGUUAUAUUGGGGAUUCCCGAGCAAUCCUGGGAUCAAAGGACAGUAGUGAUUCCAUGGUGGCAAUCCAAUUAACUGUUGAUUUAAAGCCUGAUCUGCCAAGGGAAGCUGAAAGAAUUAAACGGUGCAAGGGUAGGGUAUUUGCUUUGCAAGAUGAGCCUGAAGUGUCUCGAGUAUGGUUGCCGUUUGAUGAUGCCCCUGGGUUAGCAAUGGCUCGAGCCUUCGGUGAUUUCUGUUUAAAGGAUUAUGGAGUGAUCUCUAUACCAGAAUUCUCACACCGGAUACUUACUGAGAGAGAUCAGUUCAUCGUUCUUGCCUCAGAUGGGGUUUGGGAUGUCUUAAGCAAUGAAGAGGUUGUUGAGAUAGUGUCCUCAUCCCCGAGCCGGGCAUCAGCAGCAAGGAUUGUGGUUGACUCAGCUGCCCGUGAAUGGAAACUCAAAUACCCGACUUCAAAGAUGGAUGACUGUGCAGUUGUUUGCUUGUUUUUGGAUGGGAAAAUGGACUCUGAAUCUGAUUACGAGGAACAAGGCUUUUCAUCUGCAACACUUCAGAGCAAUCACUCCGGAAAUGCAGUUGAAUCAGAUGAUGGCCAGAAGUCAGAGCCAUCUCUGCAGAGGAAUUUCACAGUAAGAUCAUCUGAUGAAAGCGAUACUUAUGGACGACUACCGGUUGAGAUUGAAGGGAAUGAAGAAACAAUGGCAGCUGAAGACCAGAACUGGUCAGGUUUGGAAGGUGUCACGCGUGUGAACUCCCUUGUUCAACUUCCAAGAUUUUCAGAGGAAAGGCCUUAGAUUUUGUGAUUCAAGUAUAAAUGAAAUGGGCUAGCGUUUGUUGUACUAUGGGAUAUUUUUUUGCCUCUUUAAAAUCCAAACGAAAGAUGAUCUUUCUGGAUUGCCAUUUCCUCAGCAUUUUGUUGGAGGAACAAAAAAGUCAGGGAACAAUUCUCUUCAGGUAACUGAGGCAAUUUAGCUCUGUUUUUCUAAGUUUUAUGUAAAUUGUUUAGUCAAGCCCCAAUUUAGUCA
Molecule: messenger RNA, 2549 nt
Organism: Prunus persica (peach)
Lineage: Eukaryota; Viridiplantae; Streptophyta; Magnoliopsida; Rosales; Rosaceae
Product: probable protein phosphatase 2C 52
Exons: 6
Coding region: 903-2318 (471 amino acids)
Biological process (GO): protein dephosphorylation
Molecular function (GO): protein serine/threonine phosphatase activity
Source: RefSeq, a predicted model, not a curated record